Messenger RNA from Tetrahymena thermophila SB210, 510 nucleotides. RefSeq lists its product as hypothetical. The record is from RefSeq and is a predicted model, not a curated record. NCBI's taxonomy places the organism in Eukaryota, Ciliophora, Oligohymenophorea, Hymenostomatida, Tetrahymenidae. The transcript has 5 exons.
AUGAAAUUAAGGAUAACGAAACAAAAGAAUGCAAAGAUAAACAUAGUGAAAUUUAAAAGGAAGACUAAAAUGAAAAUCAAGAAUAAAAAAAUGAAAACCUUGAAUAAGAAGAAAAUGAGUAGAUUAUUGGAGAUGUUAAAAAUAAUAACUCAUACAAGCAUAGCCAUGUUAAAUAAAAUGAUGGAGAUCAAGCAGUAGAUGCUUAAUCUUAGUAGUUCUCAUAAAUAAAAGACCAAUCUAAUGAGGAUUAAGAAACAAAAGAAUGCAAAGAUAAACAUAGUGAAAUUUAAAAGGAAGACAAAAAUGAAAAUCAAGAAUAAAAAAAUGAAAACCUUGAAUAAGAAGAAAAUGAGUAGAUUAUUGGAGAUGUUAAAAAUAAUAACUCAUACUAGCCUAGCUUUGUUAAAUAAAAUCAAGGAGAUCAAGCAAUAGAUCCUAAAUCUUAGUAGUUCUCAUAAAAAAAAGACCAAUCUAAUGAGAUACUUGGUGAGUCCUAAAUUAAAAAAGUGA